CUGAAGCACAGCGUCCGUCCAACGUAUGCAUAAACAGCUGGGCGAGCAGCACGCAUAAUCCGAUCGACGAAGGGAUUUGUCUGUACAUAUGCAUCCACACGCAUCCCCCAUACGACAGGAGUACCGCUACACCACGACCACCACCACGACGACCACCGCCACCACCAACUGCAACUGCAACACAGACAGACGACAGACAUAUGAGGGGCGUGCAGCGGCCUCUUUUGCAUCGUCCUGGCUGUCCUCACCGUGUUGUGUUAUCAUUGUGUGUGUCUGUCCUCUACGGCGCCUGUCCGUCGAGCAAGACCGGUGCGACAGGGCCCAGUGACCGCCGAGCCAGGGCGGCCGUGCGCUGAUGCCUGGCAGGGAACGGAUCGCCUGGGCUGCCCACCGGCUGCUCAGUCGUGACUAGUAAGACACUCACUGCCACAUGAGAGAAGGGACAGACAAUGAGACUGUCUGUCUGUCUGUCCGCACUCACGGCUCCCACUCACCGUUCUGACGGUCAUCAGGAAGGACCCAGAAUUCGACCAACGCUAUGAAGGGGUCCUCGAAUGCCGUCAGCAGAUGAGUCUGAUAUACCUCUCCAUGGGCCGCUUCCGACGCUCUGACAGCUGAGCAUCCGUGCAGUGGUGUGUGGGGCGACCGCAUCAGCACGCCGUCCAGAUAGCCACCCCUCACGCUACUACACACAUCCACACACAGACAGACAGCGCUCCACUGCCACGUCCCAUGUGUGCCCCGGAGAGAACCUACCGAUCGAUGUCCAUCUGCAUGGUGUGGACCUGGACACCGCUCUUAAAGUAAUGGUGCCUGAUCGUGGCCACGAUGAAGGCGCUCAUCGACGCAUCAGUGUCCUCCGAAACGCCUGCCGCCCAGCUGCCGCCGUCCUCGGCUUCUUCGUCGAACCAAAUGGCCGACUGGACGGGCGGGUCGUCGUGCUUCAUGUGCUGUUGGAAGGGGUGCUGCUGCAGGGGGUGCACGUCAGUGAUGGGCAGGGGCGGGUUGAGGGUGAUGGCGAACUCGGGCUCGUCGCGGAUGGCGCGGAUCUCGUUGGUGGCGUUCUCACGGAAGAGCUCGAAGGUGCCGUCCUGCUGGCCAUUGGCACGACGGAAGGCCACGUGCCGACUGACGACCAUCCACUGGGCUGUCACACGGGGCAUCGACAGGUAGGCCUGACACACAGGAACAUACGACGAUGACAGCCUAUUCUCCCCCUCCCUGUGUGAGGUGAGGUGCUCCCUUACCGUCUUGGUGUCGUGCUUCUGCAGGUCUACAGCGUCGAUGGUGACGGGCAGCUGGCAGUAGCCACACUGGCCCGCCACCCGCAGUCCAUUGCCCACCUCUCCCCAGCUGCCGCCCUCCUCCAUCAGCCACAGUGCCUUCAUCACGCCGCCGCCGCCCAGCUGAGGCGCAAACCGCACCACGCCCGUCAGACCCGCCUUGUCCACGGCGACGGUCAGCCGGCGACGAAGGGCCAUCUUGACGUGAUAGUUGACGAGUGGUGCAGUCGUCUUGAGGCAGCCGACGCCCUGCAAGUUGAGGGGCUCCUGCAGGCUGCCCACGGCGUCGGCCGAGAGGUGAUCUAACUUGGCCUGACCAUAACAGACACAAACAGCGCAUCCGCUCGGAAUUGUAUCGGUUGGUAUGCUCACUGACCGAUGCAGCAGUGCGUCGCUGAGGGAAUGUGGCCGCCUUGACGAAGGCCUUGAGCGAGGCCUUCAACUUGGCGUACUGAUCCAACGCAGCUAUCAUGUGGAGCCAACAAUCCUGCAGCCAUGAAUGAAUGACACACACAUACAAACAGACAGACAGACGUCGUUAACGCCACCAGUAGCGUGCGAAUUCUCUUCUCGUUGUCCCAAAUGUCGGGCAGUGAGUGCUCUCCUCUGGAGGACUUACGUGCGAUGAGAGAUCUACUGCAUCCAGUGCGGACAAGCGGUACAUCAGGCAGCUUAUCUGCGAACGACAACACACAGGAGAGGGGAGAGGCGAGCAUGGUUUGCCUGUCGACGCGUCAGGCCCAAUUGCUGCGUACCUUCGAGUGUUCCUGCUCCAGACCAGACAUACUGACGGCCGUCUGCGUCAAAUCCAUGGUGUAAUGGCUGCGCCGCCCUUCU
Molecule: messenger RNA, 2120 nt
Organism: Vitrella brassicaformis
Lineage: Eukaryota; Vitrellaceae
Source: the annotation of a GenBank genome assembly